Camelina sativa (false flax) is the source of this 1202-nucleotide messenger RNA. The record is from RefSeq and is a predicted model, not a curated record. Lineage: Eukaryota; Viridiplantae; Streptophyta; Magnoliopsida; Brassicales; Brassicaceae.
AUGGUUCAAGAUGAGAAAGGGAAAUUUGAUGAGCUGGUGGAGGAGAAAGGUGUGAGAAUACUUGUUGAACCUAAAGCCUUAAUGCAUGUCAUUGGAACCAAGAUGGAUUUUGUAGAUGAUAAACUCAGGUACCCUCAAUCUCCAUUCUCCCCUUCAUUCAUUCUUAAUUCAUUCGUUGAGGAUGUUGUUCUCUCCUCAGAUGGACAAUUCGCCCUUUCCGGUAGCUGGGACGGUGAGCUCCGUCUUUGGGAUCUAGCUGCUGGUGUCUCCACUCGUCGAUUCGUCGGACACACCAAGGAUGUGCUCUCCGUCGCCUUCUCCCUUGACAACCGUCAGAUCGUCUCUGCAUCUCGUGACCGUACGAUCAAGCUGUGGAACACUCUAGGUGAGUGCAAGUACACGAUCUCAGAAGGAGGUGGUGACGGACACCGUGAUUGGGUUAGCUGCGUCAGAUUCAGUCCUAACACACUUCAGCCGACGAUUGUGUCAGCCUCGUGGGACAAAACGGUGAAAGUGUGGAACCUCUCGAACUGCAAGCUCAGAUCGACACUUGCUGGUCACACUGGAUACGUGAGCACUGUUGCCGUGUCACCUGAUGGUUCACUCUGUGCAAGUGGAGGCAAAGACGGUGUUGUUUUGCUGUGGGAUUUGGCUGAGGGGAAGAAGCUUUACUCUUUUGAAGCUAACUCUGUGAUCCAUGCCCUUUGCUUCAGUCCCAACAGGUACUGGCUCUGUGCUGCAACUGAACAAGGUAUUAAGAUUUGGGACUUGGAGAGCAAGACCAUUGUUGAGGAUUUGAAGGUUGAUCUCGAGGCUGAGGCCGAGAAGGCUGACCACCGUGGCCCUGCUGCCACCAAGAGGAAGGUUAUUUACUGCACAAGCCUGAACUGGAGCGCUGAUGGAAGCACCCUGUUCAGUGGUUAUACCGAACCCGACAAGUUCGUGAACGUAGAAGAACAACAUCCACCGCUUUUAAAGCUCAAGAAUGAAGAAGUCUGUAAAAAGAAGAAGAAGGAUCAGAAAAAUAGAGAGUGAGAAGAUACAUAAGCCCGUGGUUUUUUUCAUAUUUGGGCUUCUUUUUCUUGGCCCAUUAAGUUUCAUAAUAAAGUUGAGGUUGUUUAUAAAUAAAUAACUUGGGCUUACGGUUUUACCCGAACCGAGAGAACCAAAAUUUUCGCUCAAAUACUAAAACUUUAGGUUAA